GUGCAAUGCAGAAGCUCAUGUCCAAAAUAAUUUAUAUUUUAUUAUAAUCAAACGCCCGCUUGCAUUACAAUUAAAUUCACUUGAACACCAGAUCGUUCUUAUGCACUCACAAUAAGUACAAAACAAGCAAAAAGCACAUACAUUACACAAACCAAAUUUGCAUACGCUUCACGCUUGUGCUGGUAGAAGAAGCAGAACAAAAAAAGAAGAAAAACUGAUUAAAAAAACGCCGAAUUUGUCGAGUUUUUUUUUGUGAGUUGUGCGGAUUUAUUGUCUGUUCCUUUUUUUGAGUUGCUCGUGGUGGAUACAAAGAUGAGCCGUCGACGCGCACACGACACCGAAGAUGAGAGCUAUGAUCACAGACGCAAUAAGCGGCGUCGCGUCUCCGAGAAUCAGGAGAUUGAGGAUCGUUUGGAGUCGCUGAUUUUGCGGGUGGGCGAGCGCAGUACAUCGUCGGUGGAAUCGAAUCUCGAGGGUCUCGUCUCGGUGCUGGAGGCAGAUCUGGGCACAUUCCGUUUGAAAAUUCUACGCAUUCUGUCCGAUUGUGCGGUGCGAAUGCCAGAGAAAUGCACCGUUUACACAACGCUGGUGGGUCUGUUGAAUGCCAAGAAUUAUAAAUUUGGCGGCGAGUUUGUCGAUCAUAUGGUGAAAACGUUUAAGGAAUCACUCAAGCUAUGCCGCUGGGAUGCGGCACGCUAUUCACUGCGCUUCCUUGCCGAUCUGGUGAAUUGUCAUGUAAUAUCGGCAACGAGUCUGUUGCAGUUGCUCGACACAAUGAUCGAUGUGUCCAACGAGGAUACGGUGCCGCAAGUGCGACGUGAUUGGUUUGUCUUUGCGGUGCUCUCAACGCUCCCAUGGGUCGGCCGUGACCUGUACGAGAAGAAGGAAUCGUCGCUGGAAUCGCUGCUGUUGCGCAUCGAGGUGUAUUUGAAUAAGCGCUCCAAGAAGCAUCAUAAUGCGUUGCGCGUUUGGACAUCGGAUGCACCGCAUCCGCAGGAGGAGUAUCUCGAUUGUUUGUGGGCCCAGAUACGCAAAUUGCGUCAGGAUAACUGGGCCGAGAAGCAUAUACCGCGUCCCUAUCUUGUCUUCGAUUCGAUACUGUGCGAGGCACUGCAGCACAAUUUGCCGCAGAUAACGCCGCCGCCACAUCACGAUAACUUUGAGUAUCCGAUGCCGUGGGUUGUCUAUCGCAUGUUUGACUAUACCGAUUGUCCGGAUGGACCCAAUUUGCCCGGCGCCCAUUCGAUUGAGCGUUUCCUCAUUGAGGAGCAUCUGCAUCACAUUAUCGAGACGCAUCAUAGAGAGCGCAAGGAUUGCGCUGCUCAGCUCUUGAAUUUUCCAUUCAAGCACAAGAUUCCGUUGGAGUAUUGCAUCGUUGAGGUUAUCUUUGCCGAACUGUUUCAUAUGCCAACGCCACGGUAUCUGGACAUUUGCUAUGGCUCCAUACUGAUCGAAUUGUGUAAACUGCAGCCGGGCACAUUGCCCCAGGUGCUGGCCCAGGCCACCGAGAUCCUGUUCAUGCGCAUCGAUUCGAUGAACACAUCGUGCUUUGAUCGAUUCGUCAACUGGUUCAGCUAUCAUUUGAGCAACUUUAAGUUCACCUGGUCAUGGGAUGAAUGGGACAGCUGCCUGCUGCUCGAUGCCGAGCAUCCACGUCCCAAAUUCAUACAGGAAGUCCUACUCAAGUGCCUACGAUUGUCGUAUCAUCAGCGAAUCACCGAAAUGAUGCCAACAACGUAUGCGAAACUGAUCCCAGUCACCCCUGUGCCUAACUACAAGUACACCAGCGAGGAGGCAGCCAAUUUGCCGGGGACAACUGUGGCGCUGCAGCUGGUGGGCGCCAUUAGACAGAAGUGCACGCCGGAGGAGGUGGUCAACAUAUUGAAGGAGAUACCAAGCAGUGGCUACAGCGGCGAGGAGAUGUCCGAUGGCAGUUUCAAUGCGCUCAAGAUCGAUGUGUUCGUCCAGACGUUGCUCAAUUUGGGCUCAAAAUCGUUUUCGCAUAGCUUUGCGGCCAUCUCGAAAUUCCAUGUGGUCUUCCGUGCACUGGCCGAAACGGAGGAGGCCCAAAUCUGCAUAUUGCAUAACAUCUUUGAGCUGUGGUCCUCGCACCAACAGAUGAUGGUCGUUCUCAUCGAUAAGCUGCUCAAGCUGCAGAUUGUCGACUGUUCGGCGGUCGCCACAUGGAUAUUCUCCAAGGAGAUGACCGGUGAAUUCACCAAAAUGUAUCUCUGGGAGAUCCUACACUUGACCAUCAAGAAGAUGAACAAACAUGUCAUCAAAUUGAAUGUGGAGCUGAGCGAUGCCAAGGAGAAGCUGUCCAAGGCGGAUUCCUCAUCCAGCGACACAGACGAGGAUACGCCGCACAAGCGAAAGAAGCCCAUCACUCAUGCCGACAAACCCUCCGAAGAGGUGGUUGAGCGCAUGGAGGAGAAACUGGAGGCAGCGAAUGUGAAUCAGAAGCGACUCUUUCUCAUCGUCUUCCAGCGUUUCAUAAUGAUACUAUCGGAGCAUCUCUUGCGUUCCGAUACAGAUGGACGCGAUCCGGAUACGGACUGGUAUCGCUGGACAAUUGGCCGUCUCCAGCAGGUGUUCCUCAUGCAUCACGAACAGGUGCAGAAAUAUAGCAGCACUUUGGAGACGCUGCUCUUCACUUCGGAUCUGGAUACGCAUAUUUUGGAGGUCUUUCAGCAGUUUGUCGCACUGCGCGCCUAACGAACACUAUUAACAACAGCAGCAACAAUCACAACAACAACAACAAAAACAACAAUAUCAUUAACAAGAACAAUAAAAACAGCUACAACAACAACAACAACAUCUUCUGAAGCCUGUUUAGAUGGUUUUAGGAGCUGUUUGUUCAAUUUUAGAAUUUAAGUUUUUUUUUUAUUAAUUGCAAUUGUAAAUUUUAAUUUAAAAAUCAAUUAGCGAUUUAACAAAAAAAAAUUUGGCACACACACUAAUAACAACAUCCCCCCCCCCCCCCCCCACACACACACACACACAUACACACACACACAUCAAAUGACAAAAACCGUGUAACUUGUAAAUAAAUAUAAGAAUUUCAAAAAUGCAAAAAUUACAACAACAAAAUGCAAUCGAUAUUGUA
Messenger RNA from Drosophila grimshawi, 3106 nucleotides. RefSeq names its product nuclear cap-binding protein subunit 1 (gene Cbp80). Gene Ontology annotation, cellular component: nuclear cap binding complex; nucleus. The coding region runs from base 313 to 2715 and encodes 800 amino acids. The transcript has 7 exons. Lineage: Eukaryota; Metazoa; Arthropoda; Insecta; Diptera; Drosophilidae. Gene Ontology annotation, biological process: mRNA export from nucleus; nuclear-transcribed mRNA catabolic process, nonsense-mediated decay. The record is from RefSeq and is a predicted model, not a curated record. Gene Ontology annotation, molecular function: mRNA binding; protein binding; RNA cap binding.